AUGUCUGGUAAAGGACUUGGUGCACAGGUUGGUGGUAAGGGAUCAUGGCGCCGCAAAGUAAAGAAAGCUCCAACAGGAAGCCAAAAUGCUGAUAAGCUUUGGCUCGCCGCUCAACGCCAGGGUUGCCGCGAUAUCGGUGAGAUCGACUCUGCUUCAAUGAUCAUUGCUGGCCAAGAAAAGGGCCUUCAAUUCACAAAGCCAGAGCUCGCUAUUGACAUGCGUGCUAACACAUACGUUCUCCGCGGCAAGCCAGAAGAGAAGCCACUCGUUGAUCUCCUUCAGAACCUUCUCGCUGGUAUGGGCGUCCAGGCUAAGAAGCCAGAAGAGGCCAAGGAAGAACUCGGCAAUGUUGAAAAUGUUGAUUUCUCAAAGCCAGAAGAAGAGAAGAAGGAGUAA
Messenger RNA from Trichomonas vaginalis G3, 396 nucleotides. Its product is annotated as NAC domain family. The transcript has a single exon. Lineage: Eukaryota; Parabasalia; Trichomonadida; Trichomonadidae. Bases 1 to 396 code for a protein of 131 amino acids. Gene Ontology annotation, cellular component: cytosol; nascent polypeptide-associated complex. The record is from RefSeq and is a predicted model, not a curated record.